AUGUCUUCAGUAUCAUCAUCAUCAUCGGAAGAGUUGUUUCGUUUCUCGAUUGAUCGAGGUGGAACUUUUACUGAUAUUUAUGCAGAGGUACCAAGAACACCACAUCAUAAUUUUCAACCCUUUUUUGUAAUGAAAUUGUUGAGCGAGGAUCCUCAACAUUAUGAUGAUGCUCCAAGAGAAGGAAUUAAAAGAAUAAUGAAUAAGGUGCUUGGAUUAAAUAUGAAAGAUGCCAAAGAAAUUGAUAUUGACAAGAUUGAGUAUAUUAGAAUGGGUACUACGGUUGCAACGAAUGCCUUGUUGGAAAGAAAAGGUUCAAAAUGUGCUCUCAUUACAACCAAAGGAUUUCGUGACUUGUUGAAAAUUGGAAAUCAAUCAAGACCUAAAAUAUUCGAUUUAGUCAUCCAAAAACCAGAGCUUCUCUAUGACAGAAUUAUUGAAGUUGACGAGAGAGUUUGCCUUACAGAGCAGGUCUAUGGUUCCUUCAAAAAAUUCCAAACUCCUGAAGAUGAUGGAUCCAACAUUUCUGUAGAGGAAUGGAAAUCACAAAGGUUAAAACGUGGUAUUUCAGGAGAGGAGAUCUAUAUUAGAAAAACGUUGACAAGGAAUUUGUGUUAA
Molecule: messenger RNA, 615 nt
Organism: Naegleria lovaniensis
Lineage: Eukaryota; Heterolobosea; Eutetramitea; Acrasida; Naegleriidae
Exons: 3
Coding region: 1-615 (204 amino acids)
Biological process (GO): glutathione metabolic process
Cellular component (GO): cytosol
Molecular function (GO): 5-oxoprolinase (ATP-hydrolyzing) activity
Source: RefSeq, a predicted model, not a curated record